Messenger RNA from Penaeus monodon (black tiger shrimp), 1381 nucleotides. RefSeq names its product ras-related protein Rab-2A-like. Bases 1 to 606 code for a protein of 201 amino acids. NCBI's taxonomy places the organism in Eukaryota, Metazoa, Arthropoda, Malacostraca, Decapoda, Penaeidae. The transcript is spliced from 4 exons. Gene Ontology annotation, molecular function: GTP binding; GTPase activity. The record is from RefSeq and is a predicted model, not a curated record.
AUGAGCAACCCUAGUGUCAAAGUCCUUGUUGUUGGAGAUACGGGAGUAGGAAAAACCUCGAUAACAGCCUGCUUCUUUGGGGAGGAGAUCCCACCCAUUCACUUUCCGACGCAUGUGCUGAGCGUCGAUUAUUGCACCUUCGAGAUUUCUUCAAAAGAGAUUGGUGUCUACAUAUGCGACCUGCCCGGGAGUGAGCAUUUUCGACCGAUAGUAAGGUGCUUCUACCCAGAAGCUGCGGCCAUCUUGCUCGUGUUCGACCUCAUCAACAGACACACAUUCAACAACCUCCCCCGAUGGAUGAAGGAGAUAAGAGAGGGUCUCCCUUCGCACAGCGCCGUCGUCCUCAUCGGGAACAAGAGCGACCUCAAGAAAGCCCGAGUGGUGUCCAGGACAGAGGCGCAGAUCUUCGCCGACAGCUUCAACCUACUAUACUUCGAGGUCUCGGCCGCUCUCGAUCUCAACGUCGGCCUGGUAUUCGACGUCGCUGCUGGGUUGGUGCAUGAGCAGGUCGAGGAACAAGAUGGGACGGCGCCAGACGAGGAAAAGGUGCUUCCUUCUUGUGACGAGGGGGAGGAAGAACGCUUGCGUUUGAGGAAACGAGUGUAAUCCUAUUAUCGGAUGAUGUGUGAAGUGUUUGUAUAUGUUUUUUUUUUUUUUUGUAUUAUUUUUGUUUGUUCUUUGAGAGGUAGAUUUUCAAACUUUUUCUUCUUCCUUGGUUGCCUUUCUUCUUCCUAAACGUCGGUGUGUUGUACCUAUGCUGGUAAAAUAUAUAAAAUGAAGAUGUAAAUUCGAAAAAGGAUUAAUAUUAUUAACACAACCGAUGUGCCAGAUUUCUCUCUUUCUCUCUCUCUCUUUUUUUCUUUUUUUUUUUUUUUUACGCGGACUAAUGCAUUCUACAUUGUGUAGAACGCAGGCAAGCACAACCUUCAAGGAUAGCACACUCGUAAAGAAGCUUUAAGUAUAAAAGUGUCCUUAAGUUGCAAAUACACGUGGCUUAAGGAAGGGUAGAUUCCAGUGUGACUUGAAUGUUUUCUUAACUGCAAGAUGCAUGCAAGUCACCCUCGUAGAGCGAGAUAAUGACGUCACUAAUUUUGCAAGCAACUUUUGAGAGAUACGGAAGGAAUGUUGCUUAUUUGUAAGGUAAAUUAAGUUGAUCCGAGUAUAUUAAUGGAUAUUUGUAGGAAAUUAUCUUACUGACAAAAAAGACAUGACGCAUACAUAAACGUGAGCUUCGUAGCGCAUGUUGCAAAAUGCUGUUUGCAUGGAAAUGAGGCGAAAAAGCCACAAUAGCUGUGUGUUGUUUUUGGUAUUUGUGAUCUUGAUAUCUGGCAAUACAAUGAUGAAUUUCAUUACGAUAUUGAUAUUAAUAGUAGUAAUAAUA